Klebsormidium nitens is the source of this 2379-nucleotide messenger RNA. The record is from the annotation of a GenBank genome assembly. Lineage: Eukaryota; Viridiplantae; Streptophyta; Klebsormidiophyceae; Klebsormidiales; Klebsormidiaceae.
CAUUGGCAUUGUCAUCUUUGACCACUUCCUGGACGGCUUGUGGCAAUGCUCAAGAGUCAAGAGACCACGAAGCACCCUGGACAAGAAUGGCAAGCUAGACUCGUAAGUAUUAGGUACUAGCAUUUGGCGUGCCAUUGGUGCGGCUGGGCAACAGAAUGGCUUCCGGUGACGAUGCAUUCCUCGCCUGCGCAGGCAAGCCAAUGAUUGCAGACAGACUGUGCUGUGUAACUGAUGAUGGCCUUCCAGCAAGUGUGGUGAGGAUGCUGGUAGGUUUCGAGCGCAAAGCAUCCAUGGCCAUGGAGCGGCUGGGCUGCUCUCAUGAGAUUCAGAGGAUACUCAAGCACACCUGGGAGGCCGAAAUGGGAGCUGCAGUGGAGGAUGCUGCCGAGCAACGCGCCAUUUCUGUGGGCCGGGAGGCUGGUCUCCAGUAUGAGAAGUCUGAGCUACAGCUGGCCGUCUUGAACACGACAAAAGAGGCCCAUCUUCUCCGGGUCAGACUGGAGUCUGCCCUGGACGACUUGGAGGAGGCAGAGGCGCAGCGGCAAGUGCUUGAAGCGUGGGUAAUCGAGCAAGAGGGAACGUUAGCCAAGGAGCGCCUGGAGCGCGAGCGCAUGCGGCAGCGGUGGCAGGUCGUCCGCGAGCAGGCGCAGCAGGAACAGCGGGCGCGCAUGCAGGCCCAGGCUGAGCGGGACGACCUGGCUACGGCCCUCCGCGAGGAAAAAGCAGCCAGGGUGCAGGCUGAGAAAGCGGUGCAGGCUGGGGAAAGGGAGCUGGCCGCCCUGGAGAAGAGCCACUGUGCGCUACAGCAGCGCGCGGAGGAUCUGCAGAAAGAGCUGACCAGCACCCAGGCGGCCCAGACGGAGCGGCUGGGUGGGGAGCAUGAGCGGGUGGUGCAGUUGGAGCAACAGCUAGCGGCCGCACAGGGAGAUCUCCAGAAGGUGGAGAAGGAACGAGGGGCGGCAAGGAAAGAGAGCGGCAGGCUAGCCAAGGUGGUGGAGGAGCAGGGCCGCGAGCUGGAGGUCGCGGAACAGGAGCACGCGGCGCAAGCGGAUGCGGUGCAGGCCCUCAAGGCGGAGCUGGCGGCACUCAAGGCCAGCCACGCAACACUGAGCGCGGAGAACGGCGACCUGCGCAUGCUGGCCGGCGAGGCGGGGGCCACGGUUCCUGAGCGCCGCCCGGCCCGCAAGUCCCGCGAGUCCCCCACCCGCAACCUGGGAGGCGCCAUGGAGCAAGCAGCCCCAGCGCCCAAGCGACAGAAGAAGGCGCCAGGCAAAGCCGUCAAAGGUGCGCUCCAGUCGAAGGCUGAAAAGGGCGGAAGCAACGUGGCACCUGAGGAGGAAGCUGGCAAAGCAGCGCACGAGGCCGGAGCAGGCAAGGAGCGGGAAGCGAAGGACAUGCCGGCGGAGCCCGAGAAGGACGACCCGGAGCGACGGUUCUCGCCCCGCCUCAAACGGCCAAUCAGCGCGGAGAGCCGGCAGUCUGGGCGGCCGCCGUUGCCCUGUGCCGGCGGCGCGGGGCAGCCCCUGGAGCGGGACCCGAAGAGGGCCAAGCUGGAGCAGGCGGCGGCGCCGCCCGCGAACUUGGGGCAGGGCUGCGAGCAGGCCCCGCGCGCCCCGCUGCAGGCCGUCCCCACGAACACGGCCCCGGCGAGCAGCCACGUGGACGUCCCCAAAGGCUUGAAGCCCAAGAGGACCCUCGCACCCAGUGCCUCCAAGGUCUUGAUGGGACUGCCGCCGAGGGAGCCGCCCAAGUCUCUGUUCGGCAAGGCGUUCAAGGUGCCGCAGCUGCUGAAGGCGAAGGCACAGACAGGCACAACGUCGCAGGAAGUAGACCAGGCUACCCUUAUGUCUCCAUGAAGCUGGACCCGACAGGAAAUCAUUGGCACACGUGUCAUGAUCAUCCGCCUGCACAUACUAGCAACUGGACAUUGCGGAAAUUGUGGAACUUCAAAGUAAGAGCAUGGCGUGAGCGACCUUCUUGUACCAGCCCUGAAUCGUACUGCCAACAGGAAGAUACUGUUUCCAGAGGCUGCUGAUGCAGUCACUUAAAUUGACGCAGAUCUAGUUUUAAUGGAUCAUGCGAGCCGUGUGAAAUUAGUGAGGACGAUUGACCAGUCCGAGCAGCAACAGCAAGCAAGAAUGCAAAUUCUCGGAAAGGGUUGAAGCGGGCCGCUGCGUGGCACAGCUUGCGCAUUUUGACCUGAACCAUGGGGGUUGUAGCGCAGUUUUCCAUGUGCGGUUCAUAAUUGGAAAAUUUUCUAAGAGUUUUUCUGAGAUUCGAGGUAAACAGGCUUUGGAACAAGGUGGGGCACAAUCAAAAACUCACAGCUACCAAGACACGGUCAGACAGACAUGCACCGGCCGGUGCAUGAAUCCUUUG